Messenger RNA from Branchiostoma floridae (Florida lancelet), 3052 nucleotides. RefSeq names its product AP-2 complex subunit mu-B. Bases 126 to 1433 code for a protein of 435 amino acids. Gene Ontology annotation, cellular component: AP-2 adaptor complex; cytoplasmic vesicle. The record is from RefSeq and is a predicted model, not a curated record. The transcript has 13 exons. Gene Ontology annotation, biological process: clathrin-dependent endocytosis; intracellular protein transport. Lineage: Eukaryota; Metazoa; Chordata; Leptocardii; Amphioxiformes; Branchiostomatidae. Gene Ontology annotation, molecular function: clathrin-cargo adaptor activity.
AACGCGUGAGAAGACGAGAGAUCACGAGACCAGGGUAGGGCGGUAAGUCCUGGAUAUCUUGGUGUUUCCGGGCAAAGUUUGAGCGCAUUUCACGCAGUUUGGAGGUUGUAGGAUAAGCAGGCACCAUGAUUGGGGGCCUGUUCAUCUAUAAUCACAAGGGGGAGGUCCUCAUCUCCCGAGUGUACAGAGAUGACAUUGGGAGGAAUGCUGUGGAUGCGUUCCGUGUGAACGUGAUCCAUGCACGACAGCAAGUCCGCUCCCCAGUGACCAACAUCGCUCGUACGAGCUUCUUCCACAUCAAACGCUCCAACAUCUGGCUAGCAUGUGUCACCAAACAGAAUGUCAAUGCUGGCCUUGUUUUCGAGUUCUUGAACAAGAUGGUGGAAGUCAUGCAGUCGUACUUCGGCAAGAUCAGUGAAGACAACAUCAAGAACAACUUUGUUUUGAUCUACGAGCUGCUGGACGAGAUUCUGGACUUUGGGUAUCCCCAGAAUGCAGACACCAGCAUCUUGAAGACCUUCAUCACACAGACUGGAAUCAAGGCACAAGUGACAAAAGAGGAACAGUCCCAGAUCACCAGCCAGGUCACUGGACAGAUCAGCUGGCGGCGGGAGGGCAUCAAGUAUCGGCGCAACGAGCUGUUUUUGGACGUGUUGGAGAACGUGAACCUCCUCAUGUCCCCACAAGGACAAGUCCUGAGUGCCCAUGUCGCAGGCAGGAUCGUGAUGAAGAGUUACCUGAGUGGGAUGCCAGAGUGCAAGUUUGGCAUCAAUGACAAGCUGGUCCUGGACAAGUCAGGCCGAUCAGAUGACCCCAGCAAAGUUGCCGCCACGCCAGGAAAGACGUCGGUGGCCAUCGACAACUGCACGUUUCACCAGUGCGUGCGUUUGAGCAAGUUCGAGACGGACCACAACAUUAGCUUCAUUCCUCCUGAUGAGGAGUGUGAGCUCAUGAGGUACCGGACCACGAAAGACAUCAGCCUGCCAUUCCGCGUGAUCCCGCUCGUACGCGAGGUCGGCCGCACCAAGAUGGAGGUCAAAGUGGUCAUCAAGUCCAACUUCAAGCCAUCACUCCUGGCUCAGAAGAUAGAAGUGCGUAUCCCCACUCCCUUGAACACCAGUGGUGUCCAGGUCAUUUGCAUGAAGGGCAAAGCAAAAUACAAAGCCAGUGAGAAUGCCAUUGUUUGGAAGCUGAAGCGUAUGGGUGGCAUGAAGGAGUCUCAGAUUUCCGCAGAGAUCGAGCUACUGCCGUCAGACAAGAAGAAAUGGUCCAGACCUCCCAUCUCCAUGAACUUUGAGGUGCCAUUCGCCCCGUCUGGGCUGAAGGUGCGUUACCUGAAGGUGUUUGAGCCCAAGCUUAACUACAGUGACCAUGAUGUCAUCAAGUGGGUGAGAUACAUUGGUAGGAGUGGCCUGUAUGAGACAAGAUGCUGACGUAAUGAAUGGCCAGGGAAGAAGACCAGGGAAAACCCAACAGACAGAACACCCAUCCAACACCCCUGUUCCCAAAUUAUACAGUCCAAAUUUAACCAAGGAUACAUCAAGGACUGGUCCAUGUGGUUAGAAAAAUGGGGGGUUAUUGAUGUCCUAGUAGAGGGCAUGUCUUUGUUACAGUGUAUGUUUCAAUGGAGCCAGAUGUAUCAUGUAAUCAACAAAGUCUCAGAUGUUCAUUCUGAUUUCCUAAAACUAUUAUAUUACAUUAAUGAUUAUCAGAUCUUUAGGGGUUAUGGACCAAGACACACAUAAAACAGGAAAGUGAGGAAUCAUUCUUACAUUUUAUGUUGAAAAGAAUUUUACAUUUCAUCUGCUUUACAGGCCAGAAAAGACCCAACCAAGAUAAUGUUGAAACGUUUUGCCUGGUACUAUUUCACUUAAUGUGAAUGCAAAAAGUACAAAUUGAUCUUCUUCUUCAAGAGUAAAUUUUCAGAUGAAAGUGUAUUUUACCAAAAGCAACUGAACUUGCUUAUUAAUGUGGAUUUAGUGUUUGAAAUAUGCACAUAGGAAUAUUGAUGCAGGGUUGUUUCUCACAGAAAAGUACAACCCUGCAAUGCAUUUGGCUCCCGGCUAUCAACAUUCGCUGUGAAGUAUACUCUAGAAAAAAUUUGUAGAGAGUAUUUACAAGAAUAGUGGAAAAUCUAAUUAUGUGUCAGCUAGAAGACUGCACUGUACAAGCAGUUGUAAUGUGAUCAAAAGUGUCUUUUAUUGUGCCCUAAAUGUGAAAACGUAUAACUAGGAAGACAGAGGAUUGCAAACUUUAUCCUUGGUCAUAAAAUUAGUUGUAAAAAUAGCAUAUUGUCAUGCUCUGUAAGUGACACAAUUUGCUGCAAUAACAUAUUGUAGAUCUCAUCAAUGAUAGAUCCGUUAUUUCCUUCUCAUUGAAUCUUUUGGUUAAUUACUACUUGGACAAUGGACUUCCUAACAAUGAUGCCAAUCCAUUACAUAUUAGUAAUAACAAAGUAAUUACAUGUAUUUAAAGUGAUUUCUUCGUUUUGAAAAUCAGGGAAAAGAAACAUUUUAACAUGCAGUAGAUUUCAGUGCUUUGUCAGCAGCGUGUAUACUUUCCCUGCUAAGUUAGCUUCUUGGCACCAAAUUUGCAUUUAGGCAGCUGAUAUAAGGUUACAUUACAACAUCCUCACUAGUCCAUAGCUUUUUUCUGAACCCUUGUAAUGGUAUUGUAGUCAUUCCAGAAGCGUUCCUUAGGUUAGGCAUAGCUAUGUACCUUUGAACAGUGAAGUAUAACAAUGCUCAGCCAAGUAUCACAUACCUUUACCCCCCCCCCCCUUCACUGAUGGUGUGACCCAAAACCAAGUCUACUAAUUUGUGAAUAGAAAUGCCUAUUACAUACUUAAGUAAACCAGUAACCUCAGUAGCUUAUGAAAAAGAUGGAUUAUAUUGGUAAUGACAUAAAUUGUUCCCUACAGCCCUUUUCUGUUGAUCCCACUUGUAUUUCCAGAGGGGGAGGCUUGUCUGACAUUGACAACAAUAGUACAAAGUGUUCUGUGCUUUGUGAAGUAGCCAAGUAUUGGUGAAAAUAAACAAUUCUGUGCACUGCA